AUGGCGCACUCGAGAACGGGUGCGCGAGCGGUGUGCUGCGUCGCGAGCGGGGGGGUGUACGUGGUGCCGAUCGCGGCGAUGGCGCGCGGCGAAGGCGGCGGCGGCGGCGCGGCGAUGCGAGUGUUGGCGUCGAGAGGUCCGCGACCGGUGAGCGCGGUGUGGUGGUAUCGGAUGCUCGAACGCGAGCGGGAGGAUGAUGAGGUGGCGAUAUGCGUCGGCGUUGACGGUGAAGUUCGGGCGUGGGACGCGAAGAAGGGGGUGUCGCUCGGCGCGUGCGUCGUCGGCGGGAAGUGCGUCGGCGCGGAGAUAGCGCGAGGCGAAACGUCGCAGUUUCUCGUCAUCAACGGCGCUGAGGGCGAGGUUUGGACGCUGAUGCUCGAGUGUAUGACGCGCGUCGUUAAGACGUCGACGAGCGUUGAGAAGGGGGCGGCGCGCGUGGAGGCGACGAUCAAGGCGGAGUCGCUUCCGGACGCCGCCGGAUCGCACGGAUUCGCCGCGCACGCGUUGACGAAUGAGUACGGCGUGCGCGAGGGACGACGUGUGACCCUGAGCGUGCACGAAACGGGUGUAAAUGACGAUGCCCGUUCGACCAUCGCGGCUUUGAUCGAUCGCAAUCUUUUGGAGCUGUACGACGUCGACGACGCGGCGACGCCGAAAUCGACGCACGCGUUGCCGGAACACACCGUCUCCGUGCACGUGACUGAUGAUUUAAUCUUCGCCUUGGUUCGCGAACCGGUGUUUGGAGUCGAAGAUUUGAACGACAUCACAUCGUUCACCGCCUCCGUGCACGUCAUCGCUCGAAGAUUCGACGUCAGCGGCUCGACGUCGCUCACGCUUCAGACGUUUCACAUCCCGCGCUCCGCGGGUGUGCCGAGAAAGUUACUUCCGGGACCGGUCCAGGGUGAGAGUACGACCGGGCGGCGCGAAACGCUUCGGGGAUGCAUGGUUUGGACGUCGUACGGCUUGUACGAGAUUGAACCGUCGUCGGACGUUCAGUCCUCCCUUCGAAGGCUCUUGCUCGACGAUCGGCAGACUUUGACUCCGUCGUCGCUGAACGGCGAGGAGGACGAUUGGGAACCGAUCGAUAGAGUAAUGAAUGAUGAAGUGCACACAGUUGACGACAACGAGGAGCGCGUGAAGCUCCUCUCGCGCGUUUUAGAGGAGGAUUCCGUAGCGGUGUUCAUCGAGGCGGCGCGUCGCGAGCUCAAGCGACAGCGUUUCUCUCGAGCUCGUACGUUGUUCGGUAAAACGGGUAAACCUCUGAAAGAUUUCAUAGCGCUGAGCUUAGAGGUGUGGGAAGCAUCGCAAGCAUUGACGAACUUUUCCUCUUCGUCCACGGAGGCGUACGGUGGACACGCAAACAUGACUUGGUUGAAGACGGCGACGGCGGCGCAUGCGCAUUUGCACGCGUGGUGCAAGGCAUCGACCGCCGUCGCACUGAGCGCAGCGAAGGAGAUCAACGGUUCCCUUGAGGCACGAAUGAAAACGCUGAGCAUUAACCGGCAAGACUCAUCGCCUGGGCAAGUGGUGAACGAUCUCUUGAGCGUCAUCGGCGAAGGUGUUGACGAGAAGUGGGAUGAUCCCGAGCUUCGCGAGGCGGCGUUCUCGGCGAGCGCCGCCGUUGUCGCUUUCGAAGCGGCGAAUGCCGUGAGUGAGACAGUGAGUACGUCGUGCGCAUCGGACACGUAUUCCGAUCGUGUCAAAGAGCUGUUCACCGUUAUUUUAGCGUCAUCGUCUACCUUGGAGAGCCUGCACAUGCUCGGCGGGAUCACCGCGAACGCAACUAAGCACACCGCGUCCGACUCGGGCGGCGUGAUCGUUCCGUGGGAGCCUAAACCGUUGGUAUUUUGGGAUCCUAAUGUAACUUUCUACGUCACGGCCACGCAAAGUUUGGAUGAUUUGCACGACAUCGUUACCACUCUUGGUUUGCGCAGCGAUUAUUCAAACACGGCCGAGGCGACGCCAUUGGAGAUGUUGUACGACACUCUGACCAAAGACGAGCUCUCUUCGCUCGCGAGCAUGGCCAUCGCGGCGAAAGAAGACGGAGUUGUCGGUGCGUUUGAAGUAGAGAUGUCGAUUUUUUUCCGGCUCGAGGACGAGGACGCGCUGGGUGAGCGCAUCGAUCGCGCGCUCGAUGACAGUCCCGCCAUGUUCGCCUGGAUCAUCGCCAAGUGCGUGGAUAAACGAAAGUUUUUACUCGCGGAAGCCGCAGCGCUUAGGAUGGAAGAUUAUGCCACCGCUGCACUGUGUCAUGUGGCGCAUGUGCGGAAUCUUGCCGCCUCGGGCAACGCAACGCCGUCGACGCUCCAAGCCGAACUGGAGAUUGGCCUCGAGUCGUGCGUCGCUUUGAUCUCGUCAACACGCGCUCAAGUGAAAACUAUAGAAGGUCUCGCUAGAUGUUGGCGAGAACUCGGUCUCGCGACGGACGAGUUAGAGCGUGCGUUUUCAAAUCUUUUGUUACCGCGCGGUCACGCCGAGGCGUUGCAGAUCGUUUUGAAGAGCGAUAUCGGCUUCACAUUCAGUGGUCGCUUCGUCCUCGCCAUCGCGCGUCAGAGAAUUGCCGAUAACGAGGCCAAGUACUUGGCGAACGAGAGCGCGACUAUUGAAAACAUCUGGUCGCAGAUCAAGUCCGACGUCGCCAAACGAAUGGUUUCACCGGAGAUGGUGCAAACUAAACCAUUCAAAGCCGUGGAACUGGACGCCGUGAACGCCAGCGGGAUGCCACAGUGUUGGGCUUUUACGUGUGGGCAUCGAUACAGCAUUAAAGAGCUCAAAAACGAAGUUGCGAUCACGAACGAACGUCUGAAACUCUUAGAUUUACCCGUGACAUCCAUCUUGCUCGAGAGUGACUACGAGUUGCGUCGUUGCUCGGUUGCGUGUCCGUCGUGCACGCGGAAGGCGGUCGAGCUUAGCGUCGAGCGCUAUCGCGCCGCCGCAACGGCGUGA
Messenger RNA from Ostreococcus tauri, 2946 nucleotides. Its product is annotated as unnamed product. The transcript has a single exon. Bases 1 to 2946 code for a protein of 981 amino acids. NCBI's taxonomy places the organism in Eukaryota, Viridiplantae, Chlorophyta, Mamiellophyceae, Mamiellales, Bathycoccaceae. The record is from RefSeq and is a predicted model, not a curated record.